GCUUCUGCACUCCGGGAGAGUUGGCACUCAGCAGGUGUCGCUCCUUUAUUUGAAGUCUGUCACCUGCCAGUAGAUGGGUCACUUGAGUAUCAAACCUCGCUUGUUUGAUUCACGGCUGUGUUUCACCCGUCUGAUCUCUCUACAAAAACGUGUGACCCUUCCAGAUCCUCACUGCACGAGGGCAUUCAUCUCUGGAGUGAGACCUCCUUAAGAAAAGUGUCAUCAAGGGUGAUGGCUGGACAGCAAGCACACUGCUCAUCCCUGAGGCAAUGUUUGUUUCUGCGAAGCAAUGUUCUAAGCAUGUCAUCAGGCAUCCAAAUAAAAACAAAGACUGCCACACCUAAAAGCAAGACAUGUUCUCCAGAAUCACACCCAAAGCCCAGUGACAAGCUGAAUCCUAAAACUAUUGAUCCAUUUCGUGCUUAUUCUCAACCACAAUCUGCAUUUGCUGCUACAUAUGCUAGAGGUGGCAUUCCAUGCAGGUUAGUGCAUGGAUCAGUAAAUCACAAACUGCACUGGGAAUGCCCUCCUGAAACUCUUCUCUUUGAUCCUCUUCUUUUAACAUUGGCAGAGGGACUAAGAGAGACAAAACAUCCCUAUACUUUUGUUUCCAAGGAGGGUUUUAAAGAAUUACUUCUGGUUGAAGGUGCUGCUGAAAAAGCUAUUCCCUUGUUGCCUCGUCUAGUUCCAGUCUUAAAGGCUGCACUGGCCCAUGUGGAUGAUGAAGUUUUUGGAAGGGGAUUGGACGCUUUAGUGCAAUUGAGUGCUGUUGUUGGCCCAUCUCUUAAUGAUCAUCUUAAGCUUCUACUCACAAAUCUUCUGAAGAGAUUAAUGGACAAGAAAUAUAGAGAAAAAGUUACUGUUGCUUUACAAAAGUUGGAGCACCAUGGUGGAAAGGCAACUGUGGCUAUCAUAAAAUCAAAAAUUCCAACCUAUCGUUCUAUCUACUCUUGAACAAGGCAAUGGUAGUGAUUUGUACUGUAAGGUGAAGUUUGGAAACAAACUGUCUGUAAAUAUCACUGAUUUAUUUGGGGUAUGAUACGUUCUCUUAAAGUAAUAAUAAUUCUUCAGUAUGAUGGAGUACAGGAGUCUUACCAGUUUGUGAAUAUGUAAUUAUGGAAGACUUUAUAUAUUGUAUAUGCAUUGGGCUUACAAUGACACUGAUUAAUGUGCUAUUAUUUCAAAAGUAGAAUAAAUAUUGAUUCUUAUUUAGUUUUAAAUUACAAUAUAUUAUAUCUGCAGCUUAAUAUGUUUUGUAUAUUUGUGUGAUUCAAAAUAAUUUGCUUGUAAUUACUUAAAUAAAAUCUAACUUGGUGCUAAA
Molecule: messenger RNA, 1321 nt
Organism: Oenanthe melanoleuca
Lineage: Eukaryota; Metazoa; Chordata; Aves; Passeriformes; Muscicapidae
Gene: PACRGL
Product: parkin coregulated like
Exons: 10
Coding region: 232-954 (240 amino acids)
Source: RefSeq, a predicted model, not a curated record